CAUGUAAUCAGCGCAGGUGGUCGCCACCGACAGAUGAGCUGUCCAAAACACAGAUCGUUGAACCUCGACGGUACGAGAAGCACUACCACCAAAGCUUUACUCCACACUUCAUUGUUGCUAUCACUCUGGCUUGUACAUCAUACAUGCUAACUCAAACCAGUUGAUGUCUGCCUGACCUAGCAUCAUGAUCUUCAUAGAUUUCCUGUUGGACCUAGUCUGGAUGCUCCUGAGUGUCCUGUACUACAUAGGAGAAGGCUUGGUCCUGUGCCUGGUCCCCACCAGCUUCCGUAAGAAUUCCAUUGAGGGGGAACUGGUCCUGAUCACGGGGGCCGGGAGUGGAAUCGGCCGGCUACAGGCCAUUAAGUUUGCCGCUGCGGGAUGUGAUGUUGUGCUAUGGGAUAUCAACACAAAAGGAAUUGAGGAGACGGCCCAAUUGGUGCGUAAGACAGGAAGGAAAGCCUGGUAUUGCAUUUGUGAUGUCAGCAAGAGGGAGAAGGUGUAUGAAGCCGCGGCAAAGGUCAAGCGAGAAGCCGGAGAGGUCACAAUACUGGUCAACAACGCAGGAAUCAUCGCCGGUCAUAAGUUUAUUAAUCUGACCGAUGAUGCGAUACAGAAGACCAUGGAAGUCAAUGCUUUAGCACAUGCAUGGACCCUGAAAGCAUUCCUUCCAGACAUGAUGAAGAGGGACCAUGGUCACAUUGUCACCAUCGCCAGCAUUAUGGGAGAGAUCUCUGCAGCAGGGAUGUCAGAGUACUGCAUGAGCAAGUUUGCUUCCGUCGGUCUGCACGAGGCCGUCUUGAGAGAGACGAGAGCUGCCGGUAAAUUAGGGAUCAACUUCACGCUGGUCAACCCUUACAUGAUCAACACUGGCAUGUUUGCUGGAACAAAGAUAAGAUAUGAAAUGAUAGUUCCGACUCUUGAGCCAGAGUAUGUAGCAGGGAAGGUGGUAGAGGCAGUGCAGACAAGAACAGCGUUAGUACGAACACCAGUCUUACUACAUCUCAUGGUACUCCUCAAAGAUAUAUUACCCCAGAAAGCAAUCUUUAGUAUGGAAGACUUCUUUGAGACGGCCAAAGCCAUGGAUAACUUUGUUGGAAGGCGGCACGUCAAGAGCAGCUAAGCACUAAUUAUUUUGCACCCGGGUAGGUUCUGCGAUGAGCGAGAAGUACCUCCAUCUCUUUCAAGUCAUUGCUAAUGCCAGUAGAUGGAGUUGUGAGAGUUAUAGAUAGAGCUACAUCGUCAGACAGGCACAUCUUAAGAGAUGAUGUAAAUUCUUGAAAAUAUUUAAGAGUUGUUGUGGAUCUUCAAAGUGCAGUGUUGUAAUUGCUGUGUUUUUCUUCAUUCAAGUGAAUUACCUCAAAUAGGCCAAGUCCUGAGUAGGAUUGGUAAGUGAUUUCAAAUAGGUGGAGAGUAGGGUAGAAGUGGUGAGUGAUUUUAGAUGAGUUCCUUAAAGGCAUCGUUUAACAAUGUUAAAUCUGAGAUGCACAGCCCUACGUGUUAUCAGUGUCUGUGAUAUGGUGUUAUAUUGAAGCAAACAAAAA
Strongylocentrotus purpuratus (purple sea urchin) is the source of this 1541-nucleotide messenger RNA. Its product is annotated as retinol dehydrogenase 10-B. Gene Ontology annotation, cellular component: lipid droplet. The record is from RefSeq and is a predicted model, not a curated record. Bases 185 to 1120 code for a protein of 311 amino acids. Gene Ontology annotation, molecular function: oxidoreductase activity, acting on the CH-OH group of donors, NAD or NADP as acceptor. The transcript has 6 exons. NCBI's taxonomy places the organism in Eukaryota, Metazoa, Echinodermata, Echinoidea, Camarodonta, Strongylocentrotidae.